Erythranthe guttata (spotted monkey flower) is the source of this 684-nucleotide messenger RNA. RefSeq lists its product as uncharacterized. NCBI's taxonomy places the organism in Eukaryota, Viridiplantae, Streptophyta, Magnoliopsida, Lamiales, Phrymaceae. The record is from RefSeq and is a predicted model, not a curated record.
UACAUUCAAGAAGCUCCACAUCAUCACAAACUAAUUUUGUACUAAGCUAAACAUGAAGCUGCUACUCUCGAUUUUGCUCAUUGCCCUUUUCGCCAUUCAGGCUUUCUCCGAGGCAAAAUCAGUGAUUGAUGCUACUACUACAACACAUUCUCUCUCUGAGGCCGAGGAUGGUGGAGAAAACUUAGGAAGCCUAAUCAAGAAACAUCACCACCAUCACCAUCACCAUCACCCUCGAACAAUAAAUUGCAGCAACGAAUGUUCUAGAAGAUGCAGCAAAGCGUCGAGGAAGAAGAUAUGCCUACGAGCAUGCAAAACUUGUUGCGCAAGGUGCCACUGCGUGCCACCUGGCACUUACGGCAACAAAGACCUCUGCCCAUGCUAUGCUAGCCUCAGAACUCAUGGAAACAGGCCUAAGUGCCCCUGAAUUAAUUUUAUUAAUUAAUUAAAACCUGGUUUUUUUUUUAAUUUAUUUAUGUGUGCAAAAUAAUUAUUUGUUUGGUUUGUCACAGUUUCUUUGCUGCCAAGAAUGUGUGUAUUGAUUUGGUAAUAAAUUUGUGUGAUGCUUAAUAAUUUGCAUUGUAUAUAUCUCUUUUGAUAUGCAGUGCUGUAUGUGUGAGUGACAAUAUAUAAUAAUCUAUUUCUUUUGUACCAGUUCUUGCAAAUAAAUAAAAUAUUUCUUGCUUA